Messenger RNA from Menidia menidia (Atlantic silverside), 2055 nucleotides. The record is from the annotation of a GenBank genome assembly. Lineage: Eukaryota; Metazoa; Chordata; Actinopteri; Atheriniformes; Atherinopsidae.
AUGUGUGGAGGAAGUUUGGUGGGGUCACUGGGUUCUGUUACAGAGCAGGUCCAGUUCAGAGUCGAUGAGAGUUUCCUGAGGCCAAGCGAGAAGCGCUCAUUCCUACGCUACCUGGCCGACCACAACAUGCACAUCGACAUCUGGAACAGUGACUCGUUGCUCCUCAUAGGUUCGACCGCCAUCGAGCUCAAGCACAUGCUGCGGCAUGGUAAAUCUGCAGUGCAGGCCCAUCACGAGCUGGAGGUGCUGACCACUGAUUACGUGGCGGAGGACACAUUCCUGACAAGCGCUGAUUUGGGACGUCACUCAGCCUCCAAUCCCAUAUCAGUUCACACAAUCGUCAGAGGGAGGAGGAUUAUCAGCUCCGUCCGAGUGGUUCAGCAUUUAGAGACGGAUAACGUGACCAAGAGCAAGACAACCACACCAGCCUCUACGACGGGUUGUUCAGUAGAUCCCUGCAGGAGGAGGGAUGAGAUGCCAGCUUAUUCUCAUAUCAUCACACCUUGUGAAGUCACCAGCGGCUUCAGAGGAGGAAGCCUGUCUCCCAGAAACAUCCUCCAACUCAAUGCAAGGAACAGUGCACAAGUGUGCAGGCUGGACACCAGUUGGGACCAGACGCCGCCAUUUAGACUUGACGCCAUCACACCCAAUGAGCGCAGCCUCGGUGACUCCAACAGUGAGCGCCGAAAGUUGGACUGCAUGGCUGCUGUCCGUCAACGGGAGGCCAUGGAAGCUGCUAAAGCAGCAAAAUUCACGGGACACACUGAGGACUCCCUGUCGGGCAGACAACUUUAUCAAGGCAAACUCAGCGAAGAGCACAGCAAGGCAGAGGGAAUCGCCAACAUGCUGAGCCUCGCCAUCACCACCCAGCACUUCCUCUUUGCUAGUCUGGGUUCUGCUGAAUACAUGGAGUUUGUCCUUAAAAAUCCCUUUAACGUACCUCAGACGGUCACCGUUUACAGUGAUGACCCAGAGCUCAGUGUCAUCACUAAUACUGAGGAAUGGUGUUACUUCAAAGCACUGACCAAGACUCCAACUGCAGUGGAGGAGAACAUGUUCCAUAUGAAAGAAGAUGACCCAGUUCCCAGGGUUUACCUUCGGCCAAAAGAGAGCAUCCACAUUCCACUGAAAUACCAGAGUUUCCUCUGCGACCAUACCACGGCCCACCAGGGACCAAGCUUCCUGCCAAGAAGCAAAGGUUCUCAGAUGGCCAAGAAGAACCCAUCCAAUGUUAUUACUGCCAAAACCAUCAAGGUCACAUUCAAAGCAGAGGAUGGCAAGCCAAUGGCCAUCUGCCAAGUGAAUGUGGAGCCAGUGCCCCACAUUGUGGGUCAGACUUUCCGACUCUACCACCCAGAACGUUGUUUCCUUAAGAAAGCCAUCCGCGUGUCAUCCUGCAUCGAUCCCGCAGGUCGAUCGGAUAAGUGGAUGGCAGCGCCGUCUCAGAUCUGGCAGAUUUACGUGCAUUUUCUGGAACGAGUGGACAUCAGCUGUGUGACGGGCCAGCGGAGCUGUCAGUCAGUAGUUCUGAGGGGGAAACAAGCUGUCCGCAAGGUCAAGUGUUUCUCAUCACACCCCAAGGAGAUUGAGGUGGACCCGGGCGGAGUGUUUGUUCUGCCUCCAGCUGCGGUGCAGGAGCUCCAGCUGAAGGUGCAGCCGUGGCGGGCGGGCAGCCGCUUCCUGUAUGUCAACGCGGUGGACGUGGAGCAGAGAAGUCUGGUCACGGCCUGGUUGCUCUGUCUCAGUGUCCACCGACCUGUGCUAUCCAAAGCAUUUGAAGUGUGUGUCCCGGUUGGAGGCGGGCGGGGCAGCUCCAGGAAGAUCACCUACACCAACCCUUACACCAGCAGCCGGAUGUUCCUGCUCCGCUCUGACCACCCGGACCUGCUCCAGUUCAGGGAGGACAAGUUCCAGAUUGGCGGGGGAGAAAGCUACACCAUUGGAUUGCGAUUCGCCCCCAGCCAGAGUCCCGGUUUAGCAGAGAUCCUGGUCUAUGUGAACAACCUGGAGGAGAAGACAGAGGAGACCUUCUGUGUAAAGGUCAACUACUCAUGA